CCUGCCUGCAGUGUAUACUGAUAGAACAUAAAAUGUCAUUGUGCAUUGUGAAAGAUUGCCCCAACUCAAGCAGGAAAACCAAAAUAAAUACAUCAACAUCACUACAUGUGUUUCCAAGAAAUGCAGAAAAUAUUCGUCAAUGGUUGCUUGCGACAGGCCAAUUUGAUGAUCGUAUUGAUGAUAUGGUUAGCAGAGUGAUCGAAACUAACAAGAAGGGACAAUAUCGAAUUUGUUCACUUCAUUUCACACCUGGCAAUUAUUAUUCAAAAGGACUGAAAAUGUCUCUCCACAGAAAUGCAAUUCCAACUGUCUUUGGAAUAAAUUUAGCCAGAAAAAUUCAAGGUUUGAGACAACUGACUUCAUCUAUGCAAAGCUCUACACAUAAUGCAAAGAAAAUUGUACUUUCAUUGAAUGAAGGUAACAUUGUUGAAAAUGUCAUUGAUUAUGUUGAAAAUACUGCUGCCAAUACUGCUGCCCUAACUUCUGUGGAUAAAUCGCAUGUUGUUAAUUGCCAUUCUUGUGGACAUCAGAUUAACAAAAUGUACAUGAAUGCUUCAACUAAUACAGAAUCCAAAAUGGAACAUAAAGAAGCACGGUUUGAUCAAUUGCAUGAAACAUUAACAUCUAAUACCCAAACAAAUGUAUUGCUUGGUAAGAAACCUACGUCUGCACCAUCAAAGGGAUUAAUCAAAAUGAAAGAUGCUUACAGUUGGACAAUGGGUAAUGUGCAGAGUACAUCAGUUGCUUCUUGUACAAGGAUGGCGAGCACUUGUACUGCAGAUGUUUUUGAAGAAAAUCUUGAACCUCUUCUAUCAAAUAUGCCUCCCGUUUAUCCUUCCUAUUCCAUAGAUCUGUCUGGCCGCUACGAUAUGAAUGUAGCAGAGGAAAUUGACCCUAUAAAUCAAAUGGCAUCACCAAGCCAAUUUAUUGACCACUCUAUUCUGAGAGGCCUAGAUUAUAGUCCUAAUACAAGCAUCCUUACGCUCAAUGAAUCUAGAUAUCAUCAAGAAUCAAGAGGGCGUCGAGCGGAAAACCCGGGCACUGGGCUAUUAAAUGUAAAGAAAGAGGAUGAGACAGAUGACAUGAAUAGUCAUCAGACUGAAAUACAUUGGUCCCUCCCUGCCGAUGACGAUAACGCUGAUUUAGUGAAAGCUGAGGUAACAGAAGAUCUGUGUGUGACGCGUCAGCUGGAAGCAACUAAUGAGGAAACUAGUGACAGUAUCAGCCUAGAUGAAGAUAACGCUGAUUUAGUGAAAGUUGAGGUAAAAGAAGAUAUUUGUGACACGCGUCAGCUGGAAGCAACUUAUGAGGAAACCUUUGACAGUAUCAGCCCAGAUGAAGAUAACGCUGAUUUAGUGAAAGUUGAGGUAACAGAAGAUCUGUGUGUGAUGCGUCAGCUGGAAGCAACUAAUGAGGAAACUAGUGACAGUAUCAGCCCAGAUGAAGAUAAUGCUGAUUUAGUGAAAGUUGAGGUAACAGAAGAUUUAUGUGUGACGCGUCAGCUUGAAGCAACUAAUGUGGAAACCAGUGACAGUAUCAGCCCAGAUGAAGAUAACGCUGAUUUAGUGAAAGUUGAGUUAACAGAAGAUUUUUGUGUGACGCGUCAGCUGGAAGCAACUGAAGAAACUAGUGACAGUAUCAGCCUAGAUGAAGAUAAUGCUGAUUUAGUGAAAGUUGAGAUAACAGAAGAUUUAUGUGUGACGCGUCGGCUGGAAGCAACUGAGGAAACUAAUGAAAGUAUCAGCCCAGGUGACUUAACAAACUGCAUUAACCUUAGUUAUGGUCAGAGUGCUGAUGCUUCUUUCAAUCUUCUUCAAAAUCAAAGACCUGCGGGACAUUUAUGUUUUGAAUGUGGAAAAAGUUUUACUAGGAAAUCACAUCUUUAUACACACUUGAAAAUUCAUACAGGAGAAAAUCCAUUUUCCUGUCAUAUAUGUGGGAAAUGUUUUAACCGUAAAGGAAAUCUUGUUGCACAUCAGAACAUUCAUACAGGAGGAUUUUUAUGUUCUGUAUGUGGAAAAUCUUUUAACCGGAAAUCAUAUCUUAUUGGUCAUCAGAAAAUUCAUAUAGGAGAGAAAGAAUUGUCAUGUUCUGAGUGUGGGAAAUGUUUUAUUCAGAAAUCAGAUCUUUAUAAACAUUUGAAAAUUCAUACAGGCGAAAAGCCAUUUUCCUGUCCUAUAUGUGGCAAAUGUUUUAACCGUAAAGAAACUCUUGUUGCUCAUAACAAAAUUCAUACAGGAGAAAAAGAAUUUCCAUGUUCUGAAUGUGGUAAAUAUUUUCGCAAGAAAUCACAUCUUUAUAGACAUCUGAAAACUCAUACAGGAGAAAAUCAAUUUUCCUGUCAAAUAUGUGGGAAAUGUUUUAACCGUAAAAGAAAUUUUGUUGCACAUCAAAAAAUGCAUACAGGAUUCUCCUGUUCUGAAUGUGGGAAAUGUUUUUCUCAGAAUGCAAGGCUUAUUACACAUCAGAAAAUUCAUACAAAGGAGAAAGCAUUUUCAUGUUCUGACUGUGGGAAGUGUUUUACUCGGAAACCAUAUCUUAUUCAGCAUCAGAAAAUUCAUUCAGGAGUAAAAGCAUUUUCAUGUUUUGAAUGUGGAAAACAGUUUAUCCAGAAAUCACAACUUGUUACUCAUCAGAAAAUUCAUACAGGAGAAAAAGCAUUUUCAUGUUCAGAAUGUGGGAAAUGUUUUACUCUGAAAUCACAUCUUAUUGUCCAUCAGAAAAGACAUACAGGGGAGAAAGAAUUUUCAUGUCAUAACUGUGGGAAAUGUUUUCGUCAGAAAUCAACUCUUAUGAAACAUCAGAAACUUCAUAUUAAAGGAAAUCAAGAAAAUCAGAGCUUAAUCUCUUAAAAGGACAUGAAUGAAACCCCCAAAUUAUCGUUCAUGAUUUCUAACAGUGCAUACAAUUUCAAACAAGUUUCCAAUUUACUUAUUAUCCAUUUUGCUUCAUUUUCUUGAUAUCCUUUAUUGAAGUAGCAAAAAUGCACAACUGGGAGCUAGCUGAACACUUUAGUAAGACAAUGACCAGAUGUAUACAUGUGUGGCCACGAAUCAGCAUCUAGCUCCCAACUCUUGAGCCUACAUAGGAUACAAAGAGAAUUAAGCAAACUAUGUAACAUAAGUAAAUUGGAAAGUUGUUUAAAAUUGUAUGCUCUCUCAUAGGUUUUCAAACCUCCUUAGACCUCCCUAACAGGUCAUAUUUUCAGGAUUACCUUGGGUGAGAGCAGGUAAUAACUAACCAUUUUUACUAAUAAGCUGAUUAUAUACACUUAUGCUCCAGUUCAGAUAACCUGAAAAUCUGGCCUGUUAUGGACAAGUUUAAAAAUCCCUGCUCUAUGUGAAUCAUGAAUGAAAAAAAUAAAUAUGUGGGUUUUAAUGUCCCUUUAAGUACAAAGAGACAUGUAGUUGUCACCCACACCUUCUGCUGAUGAUUGCAUCAUGUCAUCUUCUGGAGGCAUACGUUUGGAGCUAUUUGAGGUCCCUUAUGCACCUCAAGCAGUUACCUGGUGGCCCAGUGUAUUUUUUUAUCCCCAGGGGGGAUCCAGGCUCCCUAUAUAUGUUUGAACAGCCAAGUGAUGACCUGCCAGGAAUAAAAUGUGCAUUUAUUAGAGUAGAUGAUCAUGGGAGCGAAACCCUUUGUGAAGAUCAGUUUUUUUUUUCUUUUAUUGUCUUGAAGAAUAAUAAAAACAUUGCAAAUGUGCAGUCCCAUUACAUAUCAAAUAAAUAAUAAAGACAAUUACAUCCUUUUUAUAGUUUAUACAUAGGAAUACCUCAACAUUUUUUAACCAUUUACCCCAAACAUUAAAUUAAUACAAGAAGGAAAGAGAAAAAAAAGGGUGGGAAUUCCUCUCUCGCUCUUCCCUUGUUUCUCCCGUUCUAUCAUGAUGUUAUACAUACAGCCAAUCUCCUCUUAGGUUUGCUUCCAAAAUGUAAUUGUAGCCUCUUAAUGGAUAAAUAAUCUGUUUUUGAGUUUUUUCAUCCAGUAACUUUAUGAAUGAUUUCCAUUUAUUAAAACAUUUCUUAUUAUAUUCCGAA
Molecule: messenger RNA, 4037 nt
Organism: Bombina bombina (fire-bellied toad)
Lineage: Eukaryota; Metazoa; Chordata; Amphibia; Anura; Bombinatoridae
Product: gastrula zinc finger protein XlCGF48.2
Exons: 10
Coding region: 33-2852 (939 amino acids)
Biological process (GO): regulation of transcription by RNA polymerase II
Molecular function (GO): RNA polymerase II cis-regulatory region sequence-specific DNA binding; DNA-binding transcription factor activity
Source: RefSeq, a predicted model, not a curated record